Molecule: messenger RNA, 1510 nt
Organism: Xylaria bambusicola
Lineage: Eukaryota; Fungi; Ascomycota; Sordariomycetes; Xylariales; Xylariaceae
Exons: 1
Coding region: 479-1183 (234 amino acids)
Source: RefSeq, a predicted model, not a curated record
CAUGAUACGGGUCCUGUCUUGUAAAUUCGACAAUUCUUGACAAGUCUCUUAGACACAUUGUAGCUAGGAUAAUGAACUUAAAGAUGACUUUCUGAGUGAUUCUUGUUACUGGCUUUUAUUACCCAGGUACGUAUGUAACCAUUCCUACUUCGGUACUACAGUAAGUAUUAAGAGCAAUUGGACUGUUGCCAGCCGAUUGAUUGGUAGGUACCUAAAUUUGUACCAGUACCUAGGUGCAAACCCCGGAACACUCCCCACUGUACCUUAUUUACGAAGUACCUAGCUACCUACGUAGUUUAAAUACUUGUGUCAGAGCUGCGGUACGCUAAGCCUAAUUAGAUAAGUAAUAAAGUCGAGCAAGUUUGCAUACAGCGCAUGCUGGUGUCACCACUGGACACGCACCUAGACUUGCGUUCAGAGCAGCAAGAGAUGAGGAGGAUUGAAAAGUGAAGGAAUACCGUAAAAGGAACAGGAUCAAAUGCAUCUAGCUCCGCCGCCCGAGUCUUUCGGCGACGAGUUCGACUCUCACGCCAGUGGCCUCCAAAUGACGGCCCCAUCGGUCUAUGACCCCCUGGACGAUAUAUUUGGCCCGGAUCCCGAUCCGCCUGCACAUGGACCAAAUGCAUCGGUAUUCCAGGGCAACCAUGACAUAUCGUUGGAUACCCAAAGUCUUCAGGCUCAGCACCACACUGUGGGCUAUCGCGACGGCAUCACCGCCGGUAAGGCUGGCAGCAUUCAAACCGGCUUCGACCAAGGGUUUUCUCUCGGCGCCAACAUCGGUCUGAAGGCCGGUCAGUUGCUCGGCCUUCUCGAAGGCAUCAGCGCUGCUCUAGCCGAGGCUGGCGACUCCGACCACGCCCAUAAGCUUCUUUCCGAGGCCGCGGCCGAGUUGAACCCCGAAUGCAUCUUUACUUCCGAGUUCUGGGCCGCGGAUGGCAGCUGGGUGUACCCCGUCACAGCAUCUCACGAGGGCGGCGAAAUCAUUUAUUCCGAUGUCGCUGACCAGCAUCCCCUUAUCGCUAAAUGGAGCCGGAUCGUACGUGAUGAGGCAGAUAGGUGGCAAGUCGAUCAAACCCUGCCCGUCCUCGAGCCCAAAGGAGUAUCCGAGCGCGAUGAAAGUGCGGCAUUGCCGGAAACAUCGACUAAAGCAAACCUUUCUUCUCGAGAUGCUAUUCAGUGGUGACCAAUAGCUAGCUAUAUCGGAGGCUUCGGUCCGUCCCGCAGCAAACGAAGAAUAUCGGCCAUAUCAGAUACACACGGAUCGGACUCGUCCUGAAGCGCCUAUAUAAGACCAAGGCUGCUCUCCAGGAAUUUCGGGGGAACAAAUCAUCUCAAAUCAGUGGCCUCCCACGUUUGUGGUAACACGUACGUCGCUCUCGAGUGCUCACUCCGCGGAGGCAUAUGCCGAUACCAACGAAUGGACGUCGGACCAGUUGCUGACGGAACGGUAUAGUGCUCGCUGGAUUCAUGCCUUCCAAGCUCAUCACUUGCCCUUCCUCUCUCGGUUUUC